AUGAUGUACAAUGACCCUCAUAACCCUCAGCACCAGCACCCGUAUCAACAACAGCAGCAGCAACAGCAUUUUCACCAUCCGCAGCCAGGUAUGGAAUUCCACCGUGGACCUCCUCCGCCGAUGCCUCAGCAGCCUCCACCUAUGAUGCGGCAACCUUCCGCUUCUUCCACUAACAUCGCCCCGGAGUUUCACCAUCCCGGACCUGGAGGCCCCCCAGGUCCUCCUCCUCAUUACGAUGUUCAUAAUGAUAUCCAUGGUGCAAAAAGAAUGAGAAAGCUCACUCAGAGGAAAGCAGUUGAUUAUACGAGUACAGUUGUGCGCUAUAUGCAAAUACGUAUGUCGCAGCGUGAUUCAAGAGAUAGGACAGUACUGCAAUCUACCCCAGCAGCAGCAAUUGAUAUGUUGCCAGCAGCUGGCUAUUCAGACAAUCCAUCCACAAGCUUUGCUGCUAAAUUUGUUCAUACAUCUCUAAAUAAAAAUCGUUGUCCUAUCAAUCGUGUUCUUUGGACUCCUACAGGUCGGCGUCUCAUUACCGGCUCACAGACCGGAGAAUUUACUCUUUGGAAUGGGCAGUCUUUUAAUUUUGAAAUGAUACUUCAGGCUCAUGAUCAAGCAAUCAGAUCCAUGGUCUGGAGUCACAAUGACAACUGGAUGGUCUCUGGUGAUGAUGGGGGAGCAAUAAAGUAUUGGCAGAACAACAUGAACAAUGUUAAAGCCAACAAAUCUGCUCAUAAAGAAUCAGUCCGUGACUUGAGUUUCUGUAGGACAGAUUUGAAGUUCUGUUCGUGUUCUGAUGAUACCACAGUUAAAGUAUGGGAUUUUGCACGCUGUCAAGAAGAGUGUUCAUUAACUGGCCAUGGUUGGGAUGUGAAGAGUGUUGACUGGCAUCCAACAAAGUCUCUAUUAGUAUCAGGUGGGAAAGACAAUCUUGUGAAACUUUGGGAUGCUAAAAGUGGGAAAGAGCUUUGCUCAUUUCAUGGCCACAAAAACACCGUGCUUUGUGUAAAAUGGAAUCAAAAUGGAAACUGGGUAUUAACGGCGUCUAAAGAUCAAAUAAUAAAGCUUUAUGACAUAAGGGCAAUGAAAGAGCUUGAAUCAUUCCGUGGACACCGGAAGGAUGUUACUACUUUGGCUUGGCAUCCAUUCCAUGAAGAGUACUUUGUCAGUGGGAGUUAUGAUGGUUCCAUCUUCCAUUGGCUUGUUGGGCAUGAUACUCCACAAAUUGAAAUUUGCAAUGCUCAUGAUAAUAAUGUGUGGGAUCUUGCUUGGCAUCCUAUUGGAUACCUUCUUUGCAGUGGUAGCAGCGAUCAUACAACAAAGUUUUGGUGCAGAAACAGGCCGGGAGACAGUGCUCGUGAUAGAUAUAACAAUGGCAUGUCAGGAUAUCCUGAGCAAAAUCCUGCUGCUGGUCGCGUGGGUGGUAGUUUUGCAAUACCCGAAGGCCCAACAACUCCAGGGCCAUUUGCCCCUGGGCUGACUCGAAACGAGGGUACAAUUCCAGGUGUUGGAGUUGCAAUGCCCCUGUCUAUUCCUUCUGUUGAUGGGCCUCAAGGGGAGCAGAAGCAGCCCCAUCCUGGUUCAAUGGGUGCGCCUCCUCUUCCCCCAGGUCCGCAUCCCUCUCUUCUUAACCCCAACCAGCAACAACCAUUCCAACAGAAUCCACAGCAGAUUCCACAACAUCAGCACCAGGCACUAUCACAACAGAUGGGUCCUUUGCCUAUGCCUCCAAAUAUGCCACAGCUACAGCAUCCUUCCCAUUCUCCCAUGGUUCCUCACCAACAUUUGCCCCGCCCUCCCCCCCAAAUGCCACAUGGAAUGCCAGGAUCUCUACAAGUACCUGCUUCUCAUCCAAUGCAAAUCCCAGGACCUAUGGGGAUGCAAGGUGGAAUGAAUCAGAUGGGUCCUCCAAUGCCACAAGGUCAUUAUGUGGGCAUGAAUCAAAUGCAUUCAGGUCCCUUGCCAGCAAGUGGAGGGCCACCUCUUGGUGGUUUCCCAAACAACAUGCAAGGGCCAUCAAACACCAGCUAUCCUCAAGGUGCUCCGUUUAACCGACCACAAGGUGGACAAAUGCCCAUGAUGCAAGGGUAUAAUCCUUACCAGUCUGGAAAUCAGUCAGGGAUGCCACCAAACGCACAACCAGGGGGGCCACAUUCUCAAAUGCCUCAAUAA
Lathyrus sativus (Indian pea) is the source of this 2169-nucleotide messenger RNA. NCBI's taxonomy places the organism in Eukaryota, Viridiplantae, Streptophyta, Magnoliopsida, Fabales, Fabaceae. The record is from the annotation of a GenBank genome assembly.